AACGAAACGGCGGGCGGAUCUGACUAUUUAUUGUGCCCAGUUUGAACUUCAAGGACUUAGUAACCUUAAUCAGUAGACGAUAUCACUGGAUCGUUGCCCCAAGCACAUCGUCCUGCAAUAAAUUUCAAUGGGAGAGUACGGACGGUGACUAACUAAAAUUCAGCACUACUUCAUUCAAAUUCCUGCGCCUACUCUACAUACUAAAUAAAAGUUUUUGCUUCCUAAACCUCCCAUCACUUUUUGGGUAAUGGCUAACUUUUCGAGAGUAGCCGAAAUUUUUGAGCAAGCAUCAGUGGCGUUCGGCCGAUUGGCUCAACUUACUUUAGAUCUUAAACAGUUCCAAGCGCAGCAAAAUGAUGGGGAUUCCAAGACCUGCGGGAAAUGGUCUCAAAAGGAAGUUGAAGAUCUUAAAGCUGCUAUUGGACGUUUCGGAUCUGAUCUGUCAAAGGUAGCUGAAGCUAUCGAAACAAAGACCAUUAACCAGAUAAAACAAAAGCUAAAAACCCGGGCUUUUCAGGAUGCUGGUCUUGGAGAUAUUUCCUUUGAAAAUGAGGCUGCGGAUACAGAAACCAAACCAAAAGUCACGACUCCAAAUGCUACUCCAGUAGAACGUGGAAGACGUAAGCAAGCUUUGAAUCAAAUGCCUGAACCAGUAGACUUGCAUCCUCCUAAAAAAUCCAGAUCUGAUGUCGGCGAUUUGAAUGAAUAUACCAAUUAUGCACCUGAAGUAGAAAUUCAAGAUAAAAAACCCAACCAACCGGCUAGUAACAAUAAAUCCUAUGGUAAUGAGAAUGUUACACCGCAAAAAAAAGAUGACGGUCAUAAUAUUUCAAAACAUAAGCCAGUUGGCAGUACACUAUCUAGUGUUUUAUCCAAACCGAUAUCACUUGCUAGACCAGAUGUAAGUAAUUUUGAUGAUCGUCAUCGCAAAACAACAACGUCAGUAAAUGUCCUUAGUUCUGGAUAUAAUGCAAAUGAAUCGAAGUAUGAAGAUUAUGACAGCGAUGACAGUGAUUAUGAUGGUGCUGAUGGUGAAGGCAGUCGUAUGCCUGGGGAAGAUUAUGAAUCAGACGAAGAACAAGAGGAAGAAGAAGAGGAAGCCGACGACAACGAGGAUUACGAUGAAUUGGGGUCGUACUGGGAUAUCUGCAUUUGGUCAAUCGGUAGAAUUGAGUAUCCACCCCGCGGUCCACAAUAAUUUGGCGACGGAGAUUCAGCAAACAAGUUGGUGACUGUGACGUGUGAACUCGAGUAAACUGUAAGAGGCUCAGAAGGAGCCGAAGAUAUUCCAUCCAAUCACCUUUAGGAAGAAUAUUCUAGAAUUCCUACGUGUAGCUUCCCGAUUGGACAAGACUAGUAACCCCCUGUAUGUGGAUUGGAGGACUGUAAUGAUGAUUUUUGUUCUUACUAAAAACUAUAAAUACCUGACAAUUUGUACCAUAAUUGACACUGU
Schistosoma spindalis is the source of this 1453-nucleotide messenger RNA. The record is from the annotation of a GenBank genome assembly. NCBI's taxonomy places the organism in Eukaryota, Metazoa, Platyhelminthes, Trematoda, Strigeidida, Schistosomatidae.